AUGCAAUUUGAACAACUCCUGAGCCGUGUUGGAAGAAUGUCAAACCGACAUCAACUGGGAUGUUUCGUCAGCGGGCUUAAAGGAUUUCUAAGAACGGAGGUGCAAGCCUCACUCCCCAGUUCUCGAACAGAAGCCAUCGGGGUGGCCAGGCUAUAUGAAGCACGAAAUAUGAGUAUGAAGAAACCUCCAAUAUAUGAAGACCGACGCAUAGGUUCCAGGGACGCGUUUCCACUGUUGCCUUCGUCAAAUUUGACUCGCACCAAACCAAUUCCUAACCGCCGCCUCUCACCAGCAGAGAUGCAAGAUCGUCGAGCCAAAAGGGUUAUGUUUCAACUGGGACGACAAGCAAUUAAGACGAACGACGAGAACGGGACGACGGGGUCUGGACAUGGAGUUGGUGACAUUGCUGAGGUCGGAUAUGAAGAGGAAGGAUUUUUUGACACCCAGGAUAUGUACCCAGUGACCGGAUCUUCUGUUGAUUUCAGGUGGAACCCAAAGCAGACCAGUGACCUGUCGAAUCCAAGAAGAAGUGAAGAAGACCAAUUCGUCGAUGGAUUUUCGGUAGAACCGGAGUUGAUUUUCAGUGGAUAUUUCUGCUUAAUAUCGACAAUGACCUACAGUCAUGUUCCUGCUACCAAAAAAUCCAGGCUUUCUAUAAUCCCUGCCCAUAAAGAAGCUCUUCUCGAUCGCCCCCAAGCAAAGGCGGCUCCAUCAAAUCCGGCUUCACGUCUCGCCAAAUCACUAGUUUCACAUCUCCUCCACCCUCAUCUUCAAACCCCUCCCCGGACCGAUCUUCACCAGUCCAUUCGGAGCUCGUUUACCGUAGAGAAACACUCCACUCCCACAACUUCUCUUAAGGAGGUCAUAGCGCACAAGUGGCGUGACAUGCAUGGUUCCCCGGACUGGGACAAUCAUUUGGAUCCUCUUCCGCCUUGGCUCCGACGAGAGAUCGUCAAAUAUGGAGAAUUCGCACAAGCAACAUACGAUGCUUUUGAUUUUGAUUCUUUCUCCGAGUACUGCGGGACCUACCGGUACAACCGUAGAAACAUGUUCGAGAAACUAGGCCUUAGCAGAAAUGGCUACACGGUUAGCAACUAUAUUUAUGCCAUGUCCAAUAUAGAUAUGCCUCGGUGGCUGGAGAGGUCACAUUUGGCGGACAAGUGGAGCAAAGAUUCCAAAUGGAUCGGCUACGUGGCGGUCAGCGACGACAAUGAGACACGUAGGAUCGGACGGAGAGAUAUUGUGGUGGCGUGGCGCGGAACCGUCGCACCCUCGGAGUGGUACGAGGAUUUGCAAAGGAAUUUGGAGCCAUUUGGGCAGCGAGAUGCCAAAGUCCAACAUGGGUUUCUUAGCCUUUACACUAGCAAGAAUGAAUCUACAAGGUACAACAAGACAAGCGCCUCAGAGCAAGCGAUGAAAGAAGUGGCAAGGCUUGUGGAAAUGUACAGGGAAAAAGGUGAAGAAGUAAGCCUUACGAUCACCGGACAUAGCUUGGGUGGCGCGCUGGCUCUGCUCAAUGCUUACGAAGCCGCAGCAACCACUCCCAACCUACCCGUCUGCGUGAUCUCCUUCGGCGCACCGAGGGUCGGCAAUGUUGGUUUCCGAGACGAGCUUCAUCAGCUGGGAGUCAAAACUCUGAGGGUGGUACUCAAGCAAGACGUAGUCCCUCGGAUGCCGGGGCUUGUUUUCAACGAGAACUUACAAAAGUUUGAUAAUAUCACCGGAUCAUUGGAAUGGGUUUACACCCACGUCGGAGCCAAACUGAAGCUCGACGUUCGAUCAUCGGCAUACCUCAAACGUGGGUUCCACUUCAAGGGGUUCCAUAGCCUUGAGACAUACCUUCAUCUUGUGGACGGGUUUCUUAGUAGUGCCACAACAUUUCGGUCUGGUGCGAGGAGGGAUGUUGCGUUGGUGAACAAGGCGUGUGAUAUGUUGGUGGAUGAGCUUAGGAUCCCACGUUGCUGGUACCAGUUCGCCAACAAGGGAUUAGUACGUAAUGCUCAUGGGAGAUGGGUAAAACCAAAGAGAGAUGCAGAAGACAUACCUUCACCAGCUGGUAGGGAAGAAACCGUGAAUGCUAUUGCAGUUGGAAUGCAAGCACAAGAUGCAGUUGAUUCUGUACUAUAUGUUAUAAAAAUAAAUAAAUAA
Messenger RNA from Alnus glutinosa, 2148 nucleotides. Its product is annotated as phospholipase A1-Igamma1, chloroplastic-like. Gene Ontology annotation, biological process: lipid metabolic process. The transcript is spliced from 4 exons. NCBI's taxonomy places the organism in Eukaryota, Viridiplantae, Streptophyta, Magnoliopsida, Fagales, Betulaceae. Gene Ontology annotation, molecular function: glycerophospholipase activity. The coding region runs from base 1 to 2148 and encodes 715 amino acids. The record is from RefSeq and is a predicted model, not a curated record.